Molecule: messenger RNA, 432 nt
Organism: Alternaria postmessia
Lineage: Eukaryota; Fungi; Ascomycota; Dothideomycetes; Pleosporales; Pleosporaceae
Exons: 1
Coding region: 1-432 (143 amino acids)
Source: RefSeq, a predicted model, not a curated record
AUGCUGCGCCUCUUCAACCGCCUUCUCGGCCGCAACGAGAACACACUGCCACCCUUUGACUUUGCGCGCAACAAAUACCCAGCCAAGAAGAAAUGGCCGCCGAAUCUGCGCGCCCUGACGGACAAGCAGCAGUUCCGGUUCGAGCGCAAGUUCAAACGCCGCAUAAAGAUGAAGUCUAUACGGCCGCAAUGGAACAAGUGGACAAAGGUGGUGCAGUGGAGUCUGAUCAGCUUCAUCGUCGUCUACGGCGUCUUGUUCCACGACUUCCGAAAUGACCCGAUGAAUCCAAGGCCGGGCGAGCAGGUGUUUGAGGGAUUGAGGAAAAGGAUGUGGGGAUUGUUUGGGGGGUUCUAUACACAUACCGAAGAUCGGGCUCCUGCGACUCUUGUCUCUCCGGGAGAUAGUCGAGAACGGAAAGACGGUCGCGACUAG